Molecule: messenger RNA, 1298 nt
Organism: Bombina bombina (fire-bellied toad)
Lineage: Eukaryota; Metazoa; Chordata; Amphibia; Anura; Bombinatoridae
Product: lipase member H-like
Exons: 1
Coding region: 129-1067 (312 amino acids)
Molecular function (GO): lipase activity
Source: RefSeq, a predicted model, not a curated record
UACAGCUCAAAUUCAAGUAACAGCAGAAAAUUCAUGUUGGCUUUGAGAAGAACUUGUUCCAAUCCUAAUGAAGUGUGGGUUGGAGUUGUUUUUGUUAACUCUCUGCUGCAUAUUCUGGGUAAAAGCUGAUGAAUGGAGCAUCUCUUGAUUCUAUUUAUAUGAUUGGGGUCAGUCUUGGUGCACACAUUUCGGGGUUUGUUGGAAAAAUGUAUAAUGGAGCAAUUGGACGAAUUACAGGUCUUGAUCCCGCAGGACCAUUAUAUAAUGGGAACUCACCUGAAGAGAGAUUACAUCAUACGGAUGCACAGUUUGUUGAUGUUAUUCAUUCAGAUAUUGAUGCUCUUGGCUACAGAGAAUCUUUAGGACACAUUGAUUUUUAUCCAAAUGGAGGAAUUGAUCAACCUGGUUGUCCUCAGACUAUUUUAUCUGGAUCGGAAUAUUUUAAGUGUGAUCACCAGAGAUCAGUAUUUUUGUACCUGUCUUCAAUACAUGGGAGUUGUAACAUCGAAACAUUUCCCUGUACAAGUUACAAGGAUUAUAGUAUAGGAAAAUGUACCAAUUGCAAUGAGAUUUUACCCUUGAAAUGCCCAACUUUAGGUUUUUAUGCUGAUAAGUGGAAAGAUCAUCUUGUCGCAAAGAAUCCUCCAGGGACAAAGGCUUUUUUCGCAACUGCUACGAGAAAACCAUUCUGCAUAUUUCAUUAUUAUUUGGAUUUUCUUACAUGGAGUAGUAAAACAAGACGGGGAUAUAUUAACAUUAAGCUGAUGUCUGAAGAUGGGAACAUAACAGAAUCAAACCUAUCUCAGGAUGUAGCAACGUUUGAACAAUAUAAUGAAGAAACUCUCCUUGCUAAAUUUGAUGAAGACUUUGACAAAAUAUCAAGAGUUUUUGUGACAUUUACAACAGGAAGUGUUAUUGAUCCCAAAUAUAAACUACGAGUUUUGAGAAUGAGACUGAGACCAUUUACAAAUCCGGAUAGACCAACAUUGUGCCGAUAUGAUUUUGUGUUACUUGAAAAUAUUGAAACAGAGUUUUAUCCAGUCCCGUGCCAGCCCAGUAACAUGUAGAAGAGAUAUGAAGGCUCUUCACAAAUAGAACAGUAUGAAAUGUCAUUUUUGAUUAGAAUCCUGGUCUACAAUUGUGAUACUGUCAAUAUGAAAUGGACAUUAUGGUAGAAAUGGAAAAUAAAGGGACUAUAUAUUACUGUAAACGACUGGGCUUAUUUAUAAAAGGUGAUUAUAAAUUUAAUAUUAAAGGGAUACUAAACACAAUUUGUUUCUUUGGUGAUUCAGAUAGAG